This is a messenger RNA of Parus major (Great Tit), 8214 nucleotides long. It is a transcript of the gene ERBIN, whose product is annotated as erbb2 interacting protein. Gene Ontology annotation, biological process: neurotransmitter receptor transport, endosome to postsynaptic membrane; neurotransmitter receptor transport postsynaptic membrane to endosome. The transcript is spliced from 30 exons. Bases 761 to 5128 code for a protein of 1455 amino acids. The record is from RefSeq and is a predicted model, not a curated record. Lineage: Eukaryota; Metazoa; Chordata; Aves; Passeriformes; Paridae. Gene Ontology annotation, molecular function: protein binding. Gene Ontology annotation, cellular component: adherens junction; postsynaptic density; postsynaptic membrane.
CCGCCUGGGCAGCGGUGCGCGGCGCCGGCAGCAGCAGGGGCGCGGCGGCUUCGCCCGCGGCCACCUCCCCUUCCCCCCGCCGCGUGUCCGCCUGGGGUGUUCAUUCCCCCUCCCCACAUCUCCGCCGCCUCCCCGGGCCCCCCGCUGCCGAGGCCGGGGAGGGGGGCGGGAGACUGAAGCCGCGAGGAAGGGGGAAGUGUUCCAGAGGAGGCGGGGAGCGAGGGCGGCGGCGGGCAGAAGAAAAUUCGAUUGGAUAUUACUUCAGGUCGGAAGAAAGUCCUGCCUGCUGGAUCUGGUUUAGACGACGCCCCGACAGCUAAGUUUAGCUGCUCAUUGUGUUUCUCCCCGUCUCGCCUGAACGUGUGUACCGAGGCGCUGGUUUCAUGGAGGCAGGGAAAGAGUCUGCGAGACCGAAAGUUUUUAAUCUCAUCGGACACAGAAGUUUCUUUGUUCGGUCCGAGAAGGCACUGAGCUGAAGCUGCUCGACUGCGUAACUGCUGCUUCAGCUCCCUCCCUUCCAAAACGUUUGGUAACCCUGCGAGUACAAUUAAUAUAUUGGGAAAUGAGAAAGUCAUGAAGGAGAUCCAUGUGGAUGGUUUAAUAAACUGUUCGACGUCCUGGUGAAUCUGUGGUCCCAGCUGAGAAACUGAUUCAGGCUCCUAUGGUGUAAAUUGGCAGUGGUGGAGUGAUUUGGAAUGUUGACUUUGAAAGCUCAGGGAAGAAGCAGCAGGGAGAAGAAAGUAACACAGUGUGCCUGAAAAUGACAACAAAGCGGAAUUUGUUUUUGCGGCUGGUGCCAUGCCGCUGUCUGCGUGGAGAGGAGGAAACGGUGACUACACUUGAUUAUUCUCACUGCAGCCUGGAACAGGUGCCUAAGGAGAUUUUUACUUUUGAGAAGACCUUGGAAGAACUGUAUUUAGAUGCUAAUCAGAUUGAAGAGCUUCCAAAGCAACUUUUUAACUGUCAGUCUCUACACAAGCUGAGUUUGCCAGACAAUGAUCUAACCACAUUGCCAGCAUCCAUUGCAAAUCUCAUUAAUCUCAGGGAACUGGAUGUCAGCAAGAAUGGCAUACAGGAGUUUCCAGAAAAUAUAAAAAACUGUAAAGUCUUGACAGUUGUUGAGGCAAGCGUAAAUCCGAUUUCAAAGCUGCCAGAUGGUUUUUCUCAACUGUUAAACCUAACACAGCUGUACCUGAAUGAUGCUUUUCUUGAGUUUCUGCCAGCCAAUUUUGGAAGAUUAACCAAACUCCAGAUAUUGGAACUUAGAGAAAACCAGUUAAAAAUAUUGCCAAAAACCAUGUCCAGACUGACUCAGUUGGAGAGACUGGACUUAGGAAGUAAUGAAUUCACAGAAGUGCCUGAAGUACUUGAACAACUGAGUGGAUUAAAGGAAUUUUGGAUGGAUGGUAAUAGACUAACACUUAUUCCUGGGUUUAUAGGCACUUUGAAACAACUGACAUACUUGGAUGUUUCUAAAAACAACAUUGAAGUAGUUGAAGAAGGUAUUUCAGGUUGUGAAAGCCUUCAAGACCUACUGUUAUCCAGUAAUUCACUUCAGCAACUGCCAGAGUCUAUUGGUUCUCUGAAAAAGGUGACAACACUUAAAAUUGAUGAAAACCAGUUAAUUUAUUUGCCAGACUCCAUAGGAGGGUUAGUAUCAGUAGAAGAACUGGACUGUAGUUUCAAUGAGAUUGAAACAUUGCCUUCUUCUGUUGGGCAGCUCUCAAAUAUAAGAACAUUUGCUGCAGAUCAUAACUUCUUAACUCAGCUGCCAUCAGAGAUUGGAAACUGGAAGCAUGUAACAGUAUUGUUUCUGCAUUCUAAUAAGCUUGAAUUUCUUCCCGAAGAAAUGGGUGAUAUGCAGAAAUUAAAAGUCAUCAAUCUGAGUGACAAUAGACUGAAGAAUUUACCAUUUACCUUUACAAAACUGCAGCAACUCACUGCUAUGUGGCUAUCAGACAAUCAGUCUAAACCACUUAUCCCUCUUCAAAAAGAAGCUGACCCUGACACACAGAAAACAGUACUUACUAAUUACAUGUUCCCUCAGCAACCAAGGACUGAGGAGGUUAUGUUCAUAUCUGAUAAUGAAAGUUUCAAUCCAUCUCUGUGGGAGGAACAGAGGAAACAGCGUGCUCAAGUGGCAUUUGAGUGUGAUGAAGACAAAGAUGAGAGAGAGGCACCACCUCGGGAGGGCAAUCUGAAGAGAUACCCAACUCCAUAUCCUGAUGAACUGAAGAAUAUGGUCAAAACGGUUCAGACAAUUGUGCAUAGACUAAAGGAUGAAGAAUCUACUGAAGAUACUGCCAAGGAGUCAAAGCGAGAAGUCCAGACAGUUUCUGUAAAAGAUGUGGGGGUAAAGACCUCAGAAAUUGGUUUGAUAAAGAACAAAGCCGAUGAGAGAAAGCAAUAUUCAGCAGGAAGCUCUGUGCAUAAGCCUAGUGAACCAGAAGCUGAGCACAGCACUGCAAAUUCACAGAUGACUGCACUUGUUAAAACCUUGCAGAACACGAAAACAAUUGUCAACCAUGAAGACAUGCUUGAGCAGGAGUCAGAAGAACUCUCCUCUGAUGAAGAGAUGAAAAUGGCAGAAAUGCGACCACCGCUGAUAGAAACCUCCAUAAACCAACCAAAAGUGGUAGCCCUAAGCAAUAGCAAAAAAGAUGACUCAAAAGAUACUGAUUCCUUAUCAGAUGAAGCUACCCACAAUAGUAAUCAAAAUAACAGCAACUGUUCCUCUCCUUCUCGAAUGUCAGAUUCUGUUUCCUUAAACACUGACAGUAGCCAAGAUAUUUCUCUCUGUUCUCCUGACAAAGAAACACAUGCUGCUGUUUUAUCCAAAAUCAGGCAAGAAGAUGAAAAUUUGAAUAAUCUUUUGCAAAAUGGAGGAGAAUUAAGUAUUACAGUGGAAGAAAAACUAAAUGUGCAAGAGAAGGUUACAAAUUUGUCUGAAUAUGAAUUGAGCAUUGAAGAAAGAUUAGGCCUGAUAGGAAAAGGUGUUGAUCUAAGCACUCCUACGGAGGAGUCUCACAAAUUAGACCAAAUAAACAUGAAUAUCAAUAAACUCGUUAGUGAAGAGGCAGUGCCAGUUCCUGUAGAAAAGUUAGAAACACAGAAAAUGGUUUCAGUAAUGGGCUUUUUGAAUGACAAUUCAAAAGAAGAAAGUGAGCACUUGGAAAAUGGAAAUAAGUAUCGUAUAAAUAAAGUAAAUGGACAUGCUGAGGAAACAGUACAGUCUCCCAGUAAAGAUAAACUAGCAAAAAGCACUACAGUUGAUGGGGAUCCUGCUGAGCUGUCUGUUUCUAGAAGCACUGAAGAUUUGUCCCCACAGAGAAGCGGUCCUGUGAUGAAAUCUCACAGCAUCACAAGUAUGGACAGUGGUGGGCUGAAAAUCUAUGAUACUGUAAAUGAGAAUGGAUCUCAACAGCCAAACUCAGUGGUAAAAUCAGGAUCUGAUACUGCAGAUGGAAAAAACAUAGUCCGAAGUAAAUCUGCUACUCUUCUCUAUGAUCAGCCUUUACAGGUUUUUCCUGGGUCAUCGUCAUCAUCUGAUUUAGUAUCUUCUACAAAAACGGUGUUCAAGUUUGACUCAAAUCACAAUCCUGAAGGUGCUAACGUAGUGAGGGGAUCAGUGACAGGUGGUGCGCAGAUGCUCUGUGCUCCCCAAUAUAAUGUUCAGUACAGCAGCAGUGCAGCAGCAAAAGAUGCCUUGUGGCCCCAGAAACAAAACACCCAGGUAGAACAAGGCACUUUACCUCCUUCGCGUCUGCUUAGGUCUGACAGUACAGAAACUCCCAGUUAUGUAAAGCAUUCUGGCAACAUGAAUUUCUCCAAUCAUAACAAUGUCCGGACCAGCGCUGUGUACAACACUCACCAGCGGAUGCCUGGGAGACACGCAGAUCUGUGGGCUGUUCCACCAGGUGACAGACUGCUCCCAGGAGCAACCAGGCACACACUUCAAAGGCAGAGCAGUGUAUCUUCUACGGCUUCCAUAAAUAUUGGGGAUAGUGGACCUUCAAGACGAGCCCAAGUUCCUGAAGGGGACUACUUAACAUACAGAGAUUUGCAUUCAAUGGGAAGAGCUGCAGCGGUAAUGUCGGGACAGCAGAGGCCUCUCUCUGCCCGGACAUACAGCAUUGAUGGUCCCAACGUGACCCGGCCGCAGAGCGCGCGGCCGUCGGUGAGCGAAAUACCAGAAAGAACUAUGUCAGUCAGUGACUUCAAUUACUCGCGGACUAGCCCUUCCAAGAGAUCAAACCCAAGGGUUAACUCCGAGCACUCGUUAUUAGACCCUGCAGGAAAAACUAAAGUCCCUCAUGACUGGAGAGAGCAGGUGCUGCGACACAUUGAGGCUAAAAAGCUAGAAAAGAGCAUGCUGUCUCGGUCCUUUAAUUCCAAUUAUGCUGCAGUUAGCAGCUUUCACUAUGGCAGCUCUAGGGAUCUGCAUGGCAGCCAGGGUAGUGUUGCCUUGAGUGUUGCAGACGGAAGAGGUUCUGGUGUGCACAUUGUUCGACAUCCCCAGGCUUCUGCUCCAGGAGACCAAUGCCAGGAUGAGGUAUUCAUUUCGGGACAGCAGAAUUACUCAUCUGCCACACUUAGUCUCAAAGAUGUUCCUCCAGACAGCAUCAAAAAACCAGCUGUGCAGAUGCCUUUAACAAAUGGACAAAUGUGCCAGCCUCAGAGACUUCCAGCAAACUAUAGCCAAGUCCAUCAUCUCCCUCCUCAAUCAACAGUCGCAAGACAUCCAUCUAGAGAGCAAUUAAUUGAUUAUCUGAUGUUGAAAGUUGCCCACCAACCUCCUUAUACCCAGUCCCAGUGCUCUCCCAGACAAAGCCAUGAGUUGGCAAAGCAAGAGAUUCGAGUGAGAGUUGACAAGGAUCCAGAACUUGGAUUUAGUAUAUCAGGAGGAGUUGGAGGUAGAGGAAAUCCAUUCAGACCAGAAGAUGAUGGCAUAUUUGUAACCAGAGUGCAGCCAGACGGACCAGCAUCUAAGCUGUUACAGCCAGGGGAUAAAAUAAUUCAGGCUAAUGGAUACAGCUUCAUCAAUAUUGAUCAUGGACAAGCAGUAUCAUUGCUAAAGACUUUUCAGAACGCAGUGGAACUCAUCAUUGUGCGAGAAGUUUCUUCAUAAGUACUGUUGAUUGUGGGGAUAAACCAACAGAAUUCAUUGAAGGACUAUGGGGAAACUGAAUAUUUUGCAUAUUUUUAUACAUUAAAAGAACUCAAAAAUAAUUAUGAUCAAAAUUUGUACAGGAAAUACUGAACUUGUGGUUAAAGGGGGAAAAACCACUGUAGAGAACAUACAGGAAAUAAUUUUGGAAAUGCGUAUGGUGAAUAAACUUGUUUUUAAGCAUUAUAGCAAUCUAAGGAUCACUCCUCCAAGAACAAACCUGUGUUGUUUUUUUUGUACAGAUGGUAGGUUUAUUUUUGGAUAAUUCAUACACAUUACUAAACUUUGUGCAAGGCUUUGUGAAGCCUCAGUUGUAGCCAAUGGACAGAUGGCAGGGCUGUCUGUCCUGUAGCUGUUUAUUGCCUUUAUUUUUAUUCACCAGAUAUUAAUGUGUUACGCUGAACCACUUCUGUAGAUACGAACGGGGAUAUGAAGUGUUGGCUUUGCUAUGUGCACUUUGUAUAGAUGAAUGGGUAGAUGGAAGGUGGUGCUGGUUGGACAGAAUAAAGGUCAGGUGAAACAAUUAUCUGCUAUCUAAAUCUGGAAUCAGGAGAGAAGAAAAAGUGUUUAGUUCUGGAGUGUACGUCUACCAAUAGAAAAUGCAAUAAAAGCUUACGGUGUUUUUUUUUUUAGGAAGACUGUAACUACAAAUUUGUGAUAUUAUACAGGAUUUGUUCUUAAUGUAGUCAUGGAAUAUUAAUUCGCCACAUGUGAUUCAUGUUUAGUUGUUUUCUUUCAUACAUAAUUUUUUCAGCUGUACUGUGGAAUUGUGCCCAGAGAUUUUUCUCUGCUAUGGAAAUCCCCAAUUUUGUGGAAAUGGUGAUAAUUUUAUCUUUAUAAAAAAGACUCAAUUUUAAGCUGACAGAUUUUAAAAAUGAAACUGAAAUGGCCAGUUUUUAAGAUUGUUGCCUGUAAUAUAUAUUUAAACACACACAAGUGAUGCAGGAAAGGUUAUGAAAGACACCUUGAUUUUGUUUGGCCUUUGCAUUGCCUUGUUAAUCAAAAAGGAAACCAUACGCAUGGAGCUAGGUAACCAAAGCAAGUUUGUGAAACUUUGAGCAGUGAUGGAGAAUUGCUGUGGUGAGAUGGAGAGCAAAGGGAGGGUGUACUUAAAACCCACCAGUUUGUAAUGAGGUUUCUUAAAGGGCUGUUCCUACAGGUAACAUUAAAUGUGAACUAGACACUUCAGAGUCAUUAAAGGGUUUCUAAUUACAUUAAUGUAAUAGUGAUUUACCACAGGCUGCCUUUGUUCCUUAUUACUGUAUGAAAGGUUCAAUUAUGUUUCUAUUAAUUUUGUUUACCAGAAACGUUAUCUUUCUCCUUUGUAAUUGAAUAGAGACUGCGUACUCUGCAGUGAUAAUUCAUACACGGUUGUUAUGGACCAGGGAAAAGUGCCAUAGAAGACCGAUAACUGUUUUUAAUCAGGGCUAAUAAUUAGCCUGUCAUUGGAGCAAUAUUCAAUUAUUGCAGUUCAUUUUUAAUUAUGUACAAGUUGGUAGUUUGAGACAGGUAUAAGCGCUUUUUUCAACCCAAAAAGUAAAUGCUUUUAAGAAAGCAAGCAAAAACACCAGCUUCCUUUAGUUUUGGAACAAUGAGCUGGAAGAGAAAGGAAUUAUACAUAGCUAGCAGUAAUAAACAGGCAGUACUUUUUCAAUAAGUGAACUCCAAUAUUAUUGCACUUCUUUCAAAGAUGUUAACUAUUGCUUAUUGUACUGUGUAUAGUUCUAAUAAUUUUAAUUGAAACCCUUUAACAACUCUUUGUAUAUUUUAAUUCUUUUUAGUUGAUUUUCAGUAAUAUUUACAUAGAAAAUGUUUUUUUGGAUAUAUUAGCAGAAAUGUGCUGUAUUUUGAUAAAAUUCACUUAUUUUCUGUGUGCUGUUAAUCUUAAAGAAUGAGAAACAUAGCUAUAUAAUGGCAGGCUUCAGUGUUUAGUUGUUAUUUAGUUUCUAUUUUUUUAUUGAAAAUGCAAAAUGUUCACAUCACAUGUUCGUUACUUUUAAUCAUGUUAUUUUUAUCACACACUGCCUUUUAAUGGGGAUACAUACAGACAAGUCCUAAAUGACCUUCGUCUUCUACAAAACCUGUAUCUUUGAGAAGGGAAAAGUCCAAAAAGCAGAACUGAUUCUUUACUGAUCUUGGACUGACUUUGUAUACAUUUUGCAGUACAUUUAAAUAUAUCACUGAGAAAUUAUACUGUAUUGUAUUUUGCUUUAAUGGUAACAGAAGUUUUAAAUGUUGUUGUGUCACUUAAUUUUCAGAUUUAUGUAUCACAGAUAAAUUCUACCAAAAACUGUUCAGCUGGUAGAACUAUAUAAGUAGAGAUUUAUAGCAAGAAGUUUAGUACUUCUUGUGGAAAUACUUGGCCAAAGCUUGUCUUCCGUCAGUUAGCAAAUUAAUCGUCUAAUAAAACAUGGAUUAUGCUGAUUUUACUCACUAAAUGUUUGAGUUUUCAGUGAAUUGAAAUGUGUUUGUUUUGUCAGUGUCAGUGUGUGAAGGUAAACAUGUCAGACUAAAUAAUUUGUGGGGAGUGGGAGAAAGAUGUCUCCUGAACUAGUCCAGCCAGGAUUCAAAGGAGGAGAGACAAUAUCAGCACUUUUCAUUUUGAAUGCAUUGUAAACUACAUUUUGAAUAGAAUAAAAUCCAUCAGCAGCCUGAGUUAUUCAGCAUGGCAGUGAAUUGAUGCAAACUGUGUUAAUUCUUUCUAUUCUUAAUAGUUCAUUAAAGAAUCAGUUCAACUGAUGUAAUGAAAAGAUUAAGUCUCCCACGUAUUUAUUAUGUAAAUAUUUUUUUAGUUUCUUUUUUGGAUGAGUUUAAAAAAAAAAGUGUAUAUACUUGAAAGCAUUCUAUGAACACAAACAUAGCAAUAAGCAACACACAGAAUCAAACAUUCAUUACUAUUUUGGUUUUGAUUAGAAAUACUCCCUUGUCAACAGCUAUGUAAUGUUUCUAUUGAUCAGCAUUUAUUCAACAUUCCAAAUUUUUGUAUAUAAUAAGACUGUUUCUGAGGUAACACAUGGAGAAUAGAUAAUAAACUAAUGCUCUUUAAA